CCCCGCCGGGCCGGGAGCGCGAUGGCGGCGGGGGAGCCCGGGGGCCUGCGCGGCUACAGCUUCAGGUUCCUGCCCCAGCGGCCCUUCCCGUCCCUGAGCGCCCCGGAGACCGCCGGCCGGCUCCGCCAGUGGUCCAUGCUGGGCAGAAUCAAGGCGCAGGCGUUCGGGUUCGACCAGACCUUCCAGGCCUAUCGGAAGGACGAGUUCGUCAUGGCUUUUUUCAAAGACCCAAAUGUCAUUCCCAAUCUGAAGUUACUUUCAGAAUCUUCUGGAGAGUGGAUUACAUUAGGAAGCGAAGUGAGAAAAAUUGAAGCUAUAAACGUUCCUUGUACACAGCUUUCAAUGUCAUUUUUCAGUCGGCUAUAUGAUGAAGAUAUUGUACGAGACAAUGGACACACUGUUAAGUGUUUAGAUGCCUUUUGUGAUCCAUUUCUCAUUUCUGAUGAGUUACGAAAAGUUUUGCUAGUGGAAGACUCGGAAAAAUAUGAAGUGUUCAGCCCAGCAGACAGAGAGGAGUUCCUGUUCUGCGUGUUCAAACACCUGUGCCUCGGUGGAGCCCUCUGUCAAUACGAAGACGUGCUUAGCCCGUAUCUGGAAACAGCAAAGCUGAUCUAUAAGGACCUUGUGAGCGUUCGAAAGAAUCCUCAAACCAAGAAAAUACAAAUCACCUCUUCUGUCUUUAAAGUUACAGCCUAUGAUUCCGCUGGCAUGUGCUACCCUUCCACGAAGAGUCACGAGCAGACGUUCUCUUACUUGAUCGUGGACCCCAUCAAGCGUCAUGUCCAUGUUUUAUACCACUCUUACGGAGUGGGGGAAAUGGCUUGAUGCUCUGUCAUGUGAUCUGUUGUCUAUUGUUUUUUUAAUCAUUUUUUCAUUUUACUACUAACAUAAAUACAUAUUUACUCUGUAAAUUAAUGCAAGAAAAAUGUGAAGAACCUAAUUCAAACAGAAGAAAUUCAAACAGAAGAAAGUGAACCCCAAGAUCUUUUCUUUUGUUUGUCUGGAAUACUGACCAGGAAUGAGAUGCCAUGCCUAGAGUAACCUAUACCAAAAAAGUUGGGUUUUUUUUUUUUCAGAAAGUCACAAAGAACUAAAAAUCUGGCUCAUAUUUGUUGCCUUACGAUUCCAGUAAGUCCUCAAUUUCCAUGUAUUUUAUUUUAGAAGCUAAUUAAUUUCGGAUGGAAGUUGUAGCAGAAAACGAAACACCUCUACUGAGCCUUAAUAUGAAUUGUGUUUCUUUAACUUGUUUUGUCUAAUAACGUUUCUUUGUCGCACACGGGUUUACGUCUCUAGAGCUUGGAUGAGCAUAACGUUUCUUUUGCUGUAUUCGUUCCACUUAAAACCCUCAAUAAAAAAUGCUGUUCGGAAA
Messenger RNA from Carlito syrichta (Philippine tarsier), 1369 nucleotides. It is a transcript of the gene CFAP300, whose product is annotated as chromosome unknown C11orf70 homolog. NCBI's taxonomy places the organism in Eukaryota, Metazoa, Chordata, Mammalia, Primates, Tarsiidae. The record is from RefSeq and is a predicted model, not a curated record. The transcript has 7 exons. Bases 22 to 825 code for a protein of 267 amino acids.